Messenger RNA from Mesocestoides corti, 219 nucleotides. The record is from the annotation of a GenBank genome assembly. NCBI's taxonomy places the organism in Eukaryota, Metazoa, Platyhelminthes, Cestoda, Cyclophyllidea, Mesocestoididae.
AUGCACGCAUGCAAUGAGGAGAAGCUGGAAUAUGGCGGCGAUGAAGGACAACAGACGAGACGGCCGGGGGGUCAUGCCUACGAACCCGUUGUGGCGUUGGUGUGGGUACACUCCACCUGGAAUUUGAGGUCCUCGGCUCGCUCGCUGGUGUUGCACCGGCCCCCCGGUGGUCUGGGCACGUGGUCGACGAACGGAGUGCUCUGGAUCGUCACGACCUGA